This is a messenger RNA of Phalaenopsis equestris, 983 nucleotides long. RefSeq lists its product as uncharacterized. Gene Ontology annotation, cellular component: plasma membrane. Lineage: Eukaryota; Viridiplantae; Streptophyta; Magnoliopsida; Asparagales; Orchidaceae. Bases 21 to 740 code for a protein of 239 amino acids. The record is from RefSeq and is a predicted model, not a curated record. The transcript has a single exon.
CCUCCCUCCCUCAAAUCAGCAUGCGCCACCCAAGCCCGCCUUCCCAUCCUUCAAAACCCCUUGGCUCGCACCACCAGCUAAUAACGGAGUACCCCUCCCACCGGCCCCGCCUAAAGCCUCCGCCUUUAAAGCGCACGAGCCCCCUCGCCUGGUUCGCCGCCAUCUGUUGCGCCCUCCUAUGGACCAUCAUCAUCCUCGGCGGCCUCGCCGUCCUCAUCAUCUACCUUCUCUUCCGCCCCCGCAACCCCCACCUCGAUAUCCAGCAAGCCACCCUCAAUGCCGCCUAUCUCGACAUCGACAUCGACAGUAAUACCACUCUGCUCAACGCCGAUCUCACCCUGCUCGCCAAUUUCUCCAACCCCAACCAUAAAGUUGACGUCGUCUUCACUCUGCUUGACCUUAGCCUUUACUUUGGGGACACGCUUGUGGCUGCUGCGGCGGUGGAUCCGUUCGCGGAGCGAAGGGGGGAGUCGGCGUUGAGGAGCGUGCAUAUGGUGGCGAGUCAGGUGGCGUUGCCGGAAAAGGAGGCGGAGGAGUGGAGGAUGCAGGAGGGGGAAGUGGUGGCGGGGAGUGGGGAGGGGAAGGGAGUGGUGAUGGAGUUGCGAGGAACGAUGAGGACGAGGUCGGUGUUGGGGGGAUUGUUGAGGUUUAGUUAUUGGUUGCAUGCUAGAUGUAGGAUGGUGAUGGGGGCGCCGCCGGGUGGGGCUCUUAGAGACGUCAGCUGUAGAACGAAGCGGUAGUUGUUUUGGGGGAGAAAUCUGUGAAUCAGAAGAUGGAUGAAUUUGGUUGUUUGUUUCAGUAGCUUGAGUUGUGCGAAAUUACAAAUGAUUUUUUUGUAAUAAGCAAUACUACAUGGAAAUUUGUCUGAAUCUCUGUGUCUUGCCUGAAAUUGGAAUGUAAAAAUACCUGCCAAGCACAAUUUUUUGCUGCAUGUAUUUGAAAGCAUGCAAUAGAUAUCAUAGAAUGUGAGCACCAUAUAUGCC